Messenger RNA from Emys orbicularis (European pond turtle), 825 nucleotides. RefSeq names its product shisa family member 3 (gene SHISA3). Lineage: Eukaryota; Metazoa; Chordata; Testudines; Emydidae. Bases 1 to 825 code for a protein of 274 amino acids. The transcript is spliced from 2 exons. The record is from RefSeq and is a predicted model, not a curated record.
AUGUGGCCGCGAGCAGAAGUCGCUGCCGCGGCCGUGAGGCGGGGAGUCGGGCGCCGAGCCUGGGCUGAGCCGGGAGCGGGUCCCGCUGCCGCCGCCAUGGGGGACCGGCGGCUGCUGCUGCGCUACCUGCUGCUGGGCUUCCUGGGCUGGGGCGCGUCCGCCCAGCCGGCGGGGGGCGAGUAUUGCCACGGCUGGGUGGACGGGCACGGCCGCUACCACGAGGGCUUCCAGUGCCCGGAGGACUUCGACACGCCGGACGCCACCAUCUGCUGCGGCUCCUGCGCCCUGCGCUACUGCUGCGCCGCCGCCGAGGCCCGGCUGGAGCAGGGCGGCUGCACCAACGACCGCGAGCCGCAGAACCCGGGGGUGACAGCCCAGCCGAUCUACGUUCCUUUCCUUAUUGUUGGAUCCAUAUUCAUCGCCUUCAUUAUUGUGGGUUCGUUGGUAGCCGUUUAUUGUUGCACGUGUUUAAGACCUAAACAAACAUCACAGCAGCCAAUACGAUUCUCUCUUCGAAGCUAUCAGAUCGAGACUCUUCCAAUGAUCCUGACCUCCACUAGCCUCCGGACACCGUCCAGACAGUCCAGUACUGCAACCAGUUCGAGUUCUACUGGAGGCUCCAUUCGCAGGUUCUCUUUCGCCAGAGCAGAAUCUGGGUGUUUAGUGGCAUCUCCACCUUCACCUUACACAUCUGGCUGCUUACAAACAGGCCAUUCUAUCCACCUAACUCAACCAGCUGGAUUUUUGGUGUCAUCACCCUAUUUUGGCUAUCCUCUCCAACCAGAACCUUCCCUAGCCGGGAGGAGCUGCCCAGAUUUUAGCUAG